UGUUGUUCUCUACCAAGUAGUUUUUACCUGAUAAGUAUUCAGAUCAAAGACUAGCCCUUAAUUUGUGGAAUAUCUAUCGAUUAUGAUGGAGACACCCAAAACGUGGUUGAUUGUCGGAGCCUCACGCGGCAUCGGCCUCGAGUUCGUCCGCCAGAAUAUUGCAGAUGGCCACCGCGUCAUCGCGACAGCACGCAGUUCGAGUACUGGUUUGGAUGCCAUAUACCGUGAUGCCCCUGAUCGGGUGAAAAUCUUGACCUGUGAUGUGUCAAGUAAUGAAAGCAUCAAUCGAUUCAUUGGCCAAUUAAUUGAGUCGAGGGAGAAGAAAAUCGAUUAUGCAGUUAUCAAUGCUGGUAUUUUGGAUUACCCCAAUAGAUCACUCGACAUGACAUUUGAUAACUUUACCAACCAUCUACACACGAAUACUGUGGGCCCCAUCAUUAUAGCGCAGAAGUUGCUGAAGUUAAGCGACGUUUCCAUUGGAACGAUAGCUUUCAUGUCCAGCGACUCCGGCUCUACAGGAAACUUUCUUGACUUUGAAGAUGGAUUUGCUGCGUACGCAGCAUCAAAGGCAGCAUUGAAUCAAGCAUUGCGCCACAUGGCGGAAGAAUUAAAGAGGAAAAAGAGUGAAACCAUCAUUCUAGCUUUGCACCCUGGAGAAGUGGCCACCGACAUGGGAAAUAUCGAGAUUUCUUGGGAACUGGAUGGCGGCCAGAUAACAGCCGAAGAGUCUGUUCAGGAUAUGGUUAAAGUUAUCCAGAGCAAGACGAUUGACCAAACCGGAACAUUCUGGACGUGGGAAAACAGGGAAUAUCCCUGGUGAUCGGUAUAUUUAGAAAGACAACUACUCCAAGCAUAUUUGGUAAUAAUAUGCCUUUCGACUUAAAUUGAUCUUUAAGCAGACUAUGGACUAUUCGGAUUUCCAAGAAAGUGCCACUCGUAUGAUGAGUUAGCUGAAUUGACCGACAUUGAGCUUUUCAUAUCAUAUUUUGAAAAAAUCAAUUCUAUGCUAUAUCUAUUUUCUAAACAGUCUACCUAAAUGAGAUGUCUCCCC
Molecule: messenger RNA, 1051 nt
Organism: Talaromyces proteolyticus
Lineage: Eukaryota; Fungi; Ascomycota; Eurotiomycetes; Eurotiales; Trichocomaceae
Product: putative short-chain dehydrogenase
Exons: 8
Coding region: 83-820 (245 amino acids)
Molecular function (GO): oxidoreductase activity, acting on the CH-OH group of donors, NAD or NADP as acceptor
Source: RefSeq, a predicted model, not a curated record